AUGACCGAACUCACACCUGAGGAUGCUGCUGCUCAGCGAGCCUCCGAGCAAGCUCGUUUGCGCAAGGAACGCCGGGAAGCAAAGAUCAAGGCCGGAGGUGCAUCACGGCUCGACAAGAUCACUGGCCUAGGCGGCCGCGCACCAGACUCUUCGGCAACUUCAUCACCAGCGCCUUCAGCCACGGCGUCACCCGCCCCCACAAAGCAAGCAGCCGCGCCGCCGCCGCCACCUCCUGCCUCCUCCUCCGCCGCCGAUCACGCCGACCCCGACGAGGUUGACAUCUCGCAGCACUACUACGAGCCCAGUGCGACGCAGCGCAUUCCGCCCCGCGCAGGUCCCGGCGCCGGCUCCAACCCCAACGACCUCUCCGAGGCCCAGCUCCGCCAGAUGAUGCUCGGCUUCGAGCGUCCGCCCGCCGGCGGCGAAGCACCGCCCACCGACUUUCAAAACGCCUUUGCCGCCAUGGGCGCCGCCGGUGACGAGGACCCCAUGAUGAAGAUGCUCUCGCAGAUGAUGGCGGGCGGCGGCCUCCCUGGUGCCGCCGACGGCAGUCCCUUCCCGCCGGGCUUCCCAGGCUUUCCAGGCAUGCCGGGCGCCGCCGGCCAGCAGGCGCAGGCGCAGGCGUCGUCGUCUUCGGCAGACUAUCUCUGGCGCGUGCUCCACGCCGUCUUCGCCCUGACGCUGGGCCUCUACAUUGUCGCGACGACGCACUUUACGGGCGCCAAGGCGCAGCGCGAGCGCACGGCGCUGGCCCUCACGUACCCGACGGCCAGCGACGACGUCGUCGGCGAGGUCAACCGCAUGGAGGAGGGCAGGGAGGUCUUCUUCUGGAUGUUCGCCACGGCCGAGGCCCUGCUCAUCACGACGAGGAUGUUCCUGCUGAAGGGCCGGCCUGCCGAGGCCGGCAUCGCCUGGACCGUUGCUGCUUUUCUGCCGGGCCCGUGGAGGGGCUGGGUCGAGACGGCGCUGCGGUACGGCAAUGUUUUCGCUAGCGUGAGGAGGGACAUUCUCGUCUGCGUCUUUGUGCUCGGUGUCGUUGCUUGGGUGAAGGGAUAG
Messenger RNA from Verticillium alfalfae VaMs.102, 1056 nucleotides. RefSeq lists its product as hypothetical. The coding region runs from base 1 to 1056 and encodes 351 amino acids. Gene Ontology annotation, biological process: retrograde vesicle-mediated transport, Golgi to endoplasmic reticulum. The record is from RefSeq and is a predicted model, not a curated record. Lineage: Eukaryota; Fungi; Ascomycota; Sordariomycetes; Glomerellales; Plectosphaerellaceae. The transcript has 2 exons.